This is a messenger RNA of Mucor mucedo, 837 nucleotides long. RefSeq names its product putative GTP-binding nuclear protein Ran. Lineage: Eukaryota; Fungi; Mucoromycota; Mucoromycetes; Mucorales; Mucoraceae. Gene Ontology annotation, molecular function: GTPase activity; GTP binding. The transcript has a single exon. Gene Ontology annotation, biological process: protein import into nucleus; ribosomal subunit export from nucleus. Gene Ontology annotation, cellular component: cytoplasm; nucleus. The coding region runs from base 1 to 639 and encodes 212 amino acids. The record is from RefSeq and is a predicted model, not a curated record.
AUGGCAGACCAGAUUCCAUUUAUAUUUAAGCUCAUCCUUGUCGGUGAUAGUGGUACUGGCAAGACAACAUUUAUCAAGUGUCAUUUAAAUGGCAAAGCCGAAAAGAAAGACGGGUUUGUCAUUUAUUCACUUCCCUUCGAAACCAACUUUGGACCUGUUGUAUUUAACGUGUGGGAUACAACUGGACGGGAAAAGGCGGGUAGUUUACGCGAUGAUGACUACCAUGGAGGACAUGGCGGCAUCAUCAUGUUUGACAUUACAUCUCGACUUACUUACAAGCGUGUUCCUCAAUGGCACCGGGAUCUCGCUCGUGUGUGUGAAAAUAUGCCUAUAGUCAUUUGCGGCAAUAAGGUGGAUAUAAAAGAGUGUAGUGUUACACCCAGACAAAUCAGUUAUCACAGACGAAAUAACUUGCCGUUUUAUUAUACCUCUGCCAAGUCUAACUAUAACAUUGAAAAGCCAUUUCUUUAUUUGGCUCAACAUUUGGUCGGUGAGCCUACCCUGGAGUUCAUUAAUUCUCCAGUUCUUGCUCCUCCUAAGAUUGAAGUAGAUGCUUAUUUGAUCAAGCAAUACCACGAGGGUUUAGCAAAAGCAGCUACCCAACCUCUUCCUGAAUACGAAUCAGACAGUGAUUUGUGAUUGAACAAAAUAGAAAAGCAUCUUUUUUUUAUAGAGGGGAAUCUCUUGACACGACUGUCUAUAAUAAACCCAAUUAAAAUAUCUAGCCAUUUGUUUACUGGCUAUUCAAUGAAGAAAAGUUAGAUGCUAGUAUAAAAUGGAUUCUACAAGCUCAUUUACAUGCAACAUUUGCAUUGUUUCUUUCUAAAAUAAACCUUC